Ochotona curzoniae (black-lipped pika) is the source of this 1596-nucleotide messenger RNA. Its product is annotated as UDP-glucuronosyltransferase 2B16-like. Gene Ontology annotation, molecular function: UDP-glycosyltransferase activity. The coding region runs from base 1 to 1596 and encodes 531 amino acids. The transcript has 6 exons. The record is from RefSeq and is a predicted model, not a curated record. NCBI's taxonomy places the organism in Eukaryota, Metazoa, Chordata, Mammalia, Lagomorpha, Ochotonidae.
AUGCCUGGGAAAUGUGUUUCAGCUCUUCUUUUGCUGUUACAGCUGAGUUUUCACUUCAGUCCUGUGAAUUGUGGAAAGGUGCUGGUGUGGUCCAUGGAGUACAGUCAUUGGAUGAAUAUGAAGAUAAUCUUGAAUGCACUUGUCCAGCGAGGUCAUGCAGUAACCGUUCUGAGAUCGUCAGCUUCUGUUUUAAUUGAACCCAGCAAUGAGUCAGGAAUUGCAUUUGAAACUUUUCCUACAACUUUCACUAAAGAUGAAAUGGAAGCUUUUUUCAUGAAAUUGAUCAAUACCUUGCUAUAUGAUGUGUCAAGAGAUGAUUAUUGGGAAUAUUUCCCAGUAAUACAAACAAUUUUUUCAAAAUUUUCUGAUAAUCAUGAACAUGUCUGCAGACAACUAGUUUUGAAUAAGAAAAUCAUAGCAAAGCUCCAGGAAUCAAGGUUUGAUGCUCUUCUUGCAGAUCCAAUUGCUCCCUGUGGCGAGCUGCUGGCUGAGCUACUGCACAUCCCCCUCAUGUACAGUGUACGCUUCACUCCUGGCUACACGUAUGAAAGGCAUAGUGGAGGUCUUACAUUUCCUCCAUCCUAUGUGCCUGUUAUUAUGUCAGAUUUAAGCAGUCAAAUGACAUUCACUGAGAGGGUAAAAAAUAUGCUGUUCAUGCUUUAUUUUGACUUUUGGUUCCAAACAUUUAAUGAGAAGAGUUGGGACCAGUUUUGUAGUGAAGUAUUAGGAAGAUCUGUUAGAUUCUCUGAGUUGAUGGGGAAAGCUGAAAUAUGGCUCAUUCGAAGUUACUGGGAUUUGGAGUUUCCUCGCCCAUUACUGCCAAAUUUUCAUUUUGUUGGAGGGCUCCACUGCAAACCUGCUAAAACACUGCCCAAAGAGAUGGAAGACUUUGUGCAGAGCUCUGGAGAAGAGGGAGUUGUGGUGUUUUCUUUGGGUUCAAUGGUCAGUAACCUGACAGAAGAGAGGGCCAAUGUGAUUGCAUCAGCCCUUGCCCAGCUUCCACAAAAGGUUGUUUGGAGAUUUGAAGGCAAGAAACCAGCAUCCUUAGGGUCCAAUACUCGCGUCUAUAAGUGGAUUCCCCAGAAUGAUCUUUUGGGUCAUCCCAAAACAAAACUUUUUGUCACUCACGGUGGAGCCAAUGGCAUCUAUGAGGCGAUCUACCAUGGCAUUCCUAUGGUGGGCAUCCCUUUGUUUGCAGAGCAACAUGAUAACAUUGCCUACAUGAAGACCAAGGGAGCAGCUGUGAGACUGGAGUGGAAAACCAUGUCAAGCACAAAUUUGCUUAAUGCCUUGAGGAAAGUCAUUCAUGAUCCUUUUUACAAAGAGAAUGUCAUGAAGUUAUCAAGAAUUCACCAUGAUCAGCCCAUGAAGCCCCUGGACCGAGCCGUCUUCUGGAUCGAACAUGUCAUGCGCCACAAAGGAGCCAAGCACCUUCGGGUUGCAGCCCACGACCUCACCUGGUACCAGUACCACUCUCUGGAUGUAAUUGGAUUCCUGCUAGCUUGUGUGACAGUCAUCACAUAUCUUGUCACAAAGUUUUGCUUGCUUGUUUAUCAAAAAUUUGUUAAAAGACAAAAGAAGAAAAAGUUAGAUUAG